Cucurbita pepo subsp. pepo (vegetable marrow) is the source of this 973-nucleotide messenger RNA. RefSeq names its product ChaC-like family protein. Gene Ontology annotation, cellular component: cytoplasm. NCBI's taxonomy places the organism in Eukaryota, Viridiplantae, Streptophyta, Magnoliopsida, Cucurbitales, Cucurbitaceae. Gene Ontology annotation, biological process: glutathione catabolic process. The record is from RefSeq and is a predicted model, not a curated record. Gene Ontology annotation, molecular function: glutathione specific gamma-glutamylcyclotransferase activity.
UUGGAACCUAUCAUCAUCUCCCAUUUAUUAAUCGGAAAAAAAAAAAAUCUCCCCUCCACAACCGAGCGGAAAUAACAGAGACGCCGUGCUCCGCCCUUACUCCGCCACUUCCGAUCAAAAAUGGUGAUGUGGGUAUUCGGGUACGGGUCUCUCAUUUGGAAAACUGGCUUCCCCUACGACGAAAAGUUACCCGGCUGUAUCAAAGGCUACCGCCGUGUCUUCUAUCAAGGGAGUACUGAUCAUAGAGGCACGCCUGAAUAUCCUGGAAGAACUGUGACAUUGGAGCCUGCAGAAGGGGAAGUUUGUUGGGGCGUUGCAUACAAGAUCACCAGAAAAGAGGAUAAAGAGACUGCACUAAAUCAUUUAGAAGUGAGAGAGAAACAAUAUGACAAAAAAGAAUAUGUGGACUUUUUCAAUGACCCCAUGGCUAUCACCCCUGUUGUUUCUGGAGUAAUGGUAUAUAUUGCAUCUCCAGACAAGAAGCUAAACAAGAAUUACCUUGGCCCUGCGUCACUCGAGGAGAUUGCUAAGCAGAUAGUUGAUGCGCAAGGGCCCUCAGGACCCAACAAGGACUACCUUUUUCAACUUGAAAAGGCUCUUCUUCAGUUUGGAUGGGAAGAUAAACAUGUCAUGGAUCUUGCAAAUGAAGUCAGAACCCUUCUUUCUGACGGGGAGCACACUGAUACUUAGCUUCCGACGUCGACGAAAAGCUUUUCGAGGCUUUCUAGAAGAUUUGUAAGUCAAAGUCAAAAGUCAAAAUCUAGUAUUUCGUCUCGUAUUUUAUCAUUAUUUAGAUUUAUAUCGAACACUACCAUUAAAAAUUUUGACAGCUAAGAGAAAAAAAAAGUAGGAAACGAGAAAUUGAAACGUUUUUACUCUCUCUUCUAGUUGUCGGAAACUUUUUUCUUAACUUAUAGAAUGUUUACAUGUUAAUCUUUAUUGUUUAAUUGAUUGAACCAUUGGUCUGAUUUAU